AUGAGGGACGAAAUUAGAUCAUGUUGUUUGCGCACGAAAACCGCCCUCAAAAAGAUCAUAACAUUCGUUCUUUCGCAUGUCGGCUUAUGCGUACUCGUCGGAGCCUAUGCGAUCGGUGGCGCUUUUCUUUUUCGAGCUAUCGAGUAUCCGAACGAAAUGACUUUUCAAGGGCACAUCAAGAACAAAACGAAACUGGUCGUUGAAGAGCUUUAUGAGUAUGUGAAAAUGCAGGAUGUCAUCGAGGAAACGGCGGUAAAAUCGAAAAUGCUUGAAUUGUUGAAAUAUUUUGAGAAAAAUCUCACGAAUGCAGUGAAUUAUGAGGGGUACGAUGAAGCCGAUGAAAUGCGAACCACUCAGAAAUUUCAAUGGACUUUCUCGGGUGCUUUACUUUACUCAAUCACUGUUUUCACUACGAUUGGUUAUGGUCAUAUUUGCCCAAAAACCGUCCAGGGCAGAGUACUCACGAUUUUCUAUGCAAUGCUCGGCAUUCCACUCAUGCUGCUAUGCUUAGCGAAUAUUGCUGAAAGCUUGGCAUCGGUGUUCACGUAUAUCUACUUUAAAGUCUGUUGUGCGUAUUGUCGAUGGCAAAAGAAUCGACGCCGAGUGAGGCGCGCGGCGCUCUCUUUCCGUUAUCAUCCGAAUGCUGCGAUCAACGUGAAACGCGCGCAAUCCUCACGAUCAGCACAACGGUACAAUACGGUACGACGGCACACCUCGUUGAAUCGUCCCAGGCGUCCGUUGAGUGACACAAAGAGUGUGCGCUCAUUCGAUCGACGAUACGAGGCACAACCGAGAUUUGAAACAAUGUCUCUGCCGGGUCGUCGAAAGAUCAGUCACGGAAGCAGAAGUCCCAAUGGAACGAUGAGGCGGCCACCAGCUAAAAAGGCACAAUUGCAAAAAUCGAACACAGCAGUGAAUAUCGAUUUGAUUGAGUUGGAGGAAAGAAAGCUGAGACGACCACAUAAAGGCCGUCAUGCAGUGAGUGAGAGUCCAGCGCGGCAGAUAAGAGGAGGAAUCGUUGUGCGUGGUAGAGAGGGCGAUGGAGUGCUUGAUUUGAAAGAUUUCUCACCGGGAACCCUUGUUGAAUUGACGCGGCAAAGCAGCGAUCGAGCCAGACGUCCACAAGGAGGAUCUUUCCGAAGACGAAUCCGAGAAGAAACCCAUGGAAUGGUGCCUAAUGUUGUCAUUUCUAGAGACGAUGAGCAAAAGAUUCAUAGUGAUGGAGAAAAAGAAGAGACUAGUGCUCAGCUCUCAUUCUCUGAUGAUGAUUUACAUUAUGAUCCGGAUCGUGAUCGACCAAAACGAGUUCACGGAAAAGAUCCAUUGAGGGAAUUGCAACGAGAAGCUUAUCAAGCAUCAAAACAGAACUCUCUCGAUACAAAUAGUGGAAGAGGUUAUCGAAUGAGGGAUGAGUUGGAUGAGCGGCGAUCGUAUCGAUCUCAAAGAAGUGACGAGUUAUCUCUGCAUUCGACUCGAAGGCAACAAUAUGGAUCAGAACAAGAAAAAAUGCCGGUGACGGUUGGUAUUUGCAUUGUGACGGCGUUCAAUGUCGGCGGUGCAAUGCUUUUCACUUAUUGGGAGGGUUGGUCGAUCUUCGAUGGCGCUUAUUAUUGCUUUAUUACGCUCAGCACCAUUGGCUUUGGGGACAUUGUGCCCGGACAAUCGGUUGACGAUGAUGCUCAGGAAAAACUCCUUGGUUGUGCUCUGUAUCUUCUAUUUGGAAUGGCUCUGAUUGCUAUGUGCUUUAAAUUGAUGCAGGAUGAUGUCGUUCAAAAGGCUCGCUGGCUUGGGCAAAAAGUCGGGAUUCUCGUGAAAGAAGAGCUGAGCGAGAGUGAAUUUGAGUUGGAUGACGACGAUAUUUUGGAAGAAGAUGACGAGGAUGAUGUGCUUUCGGAAGAGAAAACGGAUCAGGAUAAACGAACGAUCUCUUCGGGUUCCUCGAAAGCACGAGACGAAGAGCAACAAACGAGACGCUCAAGAAGGCAU
Messenger RNA from Mesorhabditis belari, 1986 nucleotides. The record is from the annotation of a GenBank genome assembly. NCBI's taxonomy places the organism in Eukaryota, Metazoa, Nematoda, Chromadorea, Rhabditida, Rhabditidae.